Gossypium raimondii (Peruvian cotton) is the source of this 2316-nucleotide messenger RNA. RefSeq names its product long chain acyl-CoA synthetase 4. NCBI's taxonomy places the organism in Eukaryota, Viridiplantae, Streptophyta, Magnoliopsida, Malvales, Malvaceae. Gene Ontology annotation, biological process: fatty acid metabolic process. Gene Ontology annotation, cellular component: membrane; endoplasmic reticulum. The record is from RefSeq and is a predicted model, not a curated record. The transcript is spliced from 19 exons. Bases 102 to 2090 code for a protein of 662 amino acids. Gene Ontology annotation, molecular function: long-chain fatty acid-CoA ligase activity.
UUUCACUCUCAGAGCCCUCCAUCUAUAUAGAGAGCUGUAAGAGAGAAUAUAAAAAAGGGAAAGCUAGCUGAGGAUCGUUUGAUUUUGGGCAUUUUGAUCAAAUGGCUGGAAAUAAUUUUGUAAUAGAGGUAGAGAAAGGUAAAGACGCCAGCGAUGGACAGCCGUCGAUCGGUCCUGUUUAUCGCAGUUCUUUUGCUGCUAAUGGAUUCCCUGCUCCGAUUCCUGGAAUGGAGAGUUGCUGGGACAUUUUCCGUAUGUCAGUUGAGAAAUAUCCUGACAACCGUAUGCUUGGUCGCCGACAGAUUGUGGAUGGGAAAGCUGGAAAAUACGUGUGGCAAACUUACAGAGAAGUUUAUGACAUUGUAAUAAAAGUUGGGAAUUCCAUCCGAAGUUGUGAUGUUGUGGAAGGAGGAAAGUGUGGUAUUUAUGGUGCCAAUUGCCCAGAAUGGAUAAUUAGCAUGGAGGCCUGCAACGCUCAUGGACUCUAUUGUGUUCCUUUAUAUGACACUUUGGGUGCCGGUGCUGUGGAGUUUAUCAUAUGCCAUGCAGAAAUUUCUAUUGCUUUUGUAGAGGAAAAGAAGAUUAAUGAGCUGUUCAAAACAUUUCCAGCCUCAACAGAACACUUGAAAACAAUUGUUAGCUUCGGGAAGGUAACACCUGAGCAGAAGGCAGAAGCUGAGAAGCAUGAUUUGAAGAUAUAUCCUUGGGAGGAAUUUUUGCAACUGGGAGAAAAUAAGAAUUAUGGUCUUCCGGUGAAGAAGAAAACUGAUAUCUGCACGAUAAUGUAUACUAGUGGAACAACUGGUGAUCCAAAGGGAGUAUUGAUUUCAAAUGAUAGUAUUGUUACUCUUAUAGCAGGGGUGAAACGCCUGCUGGGGAGUGUAAAUGAACAGUUGACUAUGAAGGAUGUAUAUAUUUCUUAUCUUCCUCUUGCUCAUAUCUUUGACCGGGUGAUUGAGGAAUUAUUUAUUUCGCAUGGUGCUUCAAUAGGAUUUUGGCGUGGGGAUGUGAAACUAUUGGUCGAAGAUAUUGGAGAGCUAAAGCCAAGUAUCUUCUGUGCUGUUCCUCGUGUCUUAGAUAGAAUUUAUUCAGGUUUACUACAGAAGAUUUCUGCGGGUGGCUUAUUGAAAAAGAAGAUGUUUGAUUUAGCAUACACAUACAAAUACUACAACAUGAAGAAGGGCCGCAAACAUGGAGAAGCAUCUCCAAUUUGUGACAAAAUUGUAUUUAGUAAGGUAAAGCAAGGAUUGGGAGGGAAUGUGCGGCUUAUUCUAUCUGGUGCAGCACCUCUUUCAACUCACGUGGAAGAGUUCUUGCGAGUUGUGGCAUGUUGUCAUGUUCUGCAAGGAUAUGGUCUGACGGAGAGUUGUGCGGGGAGUUUUGUCUCUUUACCUAAUGAAUUGUCAAUGCUUGGUACUGUGGGGCCUCCAGUACCAAACAUAGAUGUACGCCUGGAAUCUGUUCCCGAAAUGAAUUAUGAUGCCCUUGCUAGCACACCACGGGGGGAAAUUUGUAUCAAAGGAAAUACAUUAUUCUCAGGAUACUACAAACGUGAAGACCUCACCCGUGAAGUAUUGAUUGAUGGAUGGUUCCACACAGGGGAUAUUGGUGAGUGGCAACCUAACGGAAGCAUGAAGAUUAUUGAUCGGAAGAAGAACAUUUUUAAGCUUUCACAAGGUGAAUAUGUUGCUGUUGAGAACCUGGAGAACAUUUACAGUCUCGUGUCAGCUAUUGAUUCGAUAUGGAUUUACGGAAACAGCUUUGAGUCGUUCCUUGUUGCGGUUGUUAACCCCAAUAAGGAAGCACUUGAAAGCUGGGCUGCUGACAAUAACGUAAGUGGUGACUUCGAGUCCCUCUGUAAAAACCCCAAGGCCAAAGAGUUCAUACUUGGGGAGCUCGCAAAGACUGGCAAAGAGAAAAAGCUGAAAGGUUUUGAAAUCAUAAAAGCUGUCCAUCUUGACCCAAUGCCAUUCGACAUGGAACGAGACCUUCUCACUCCAACAUAUAAGAAGAAGAGGCCUCAGUUGCUUAAAUAUUAUCAGAGUGUAAUCGAUGAGAUGUACAAGAGUGCAAACAAACCAAAUGCUUGAUAAAAUGCUUCCAAAGGCGUCGGUGAUAUGUUAGAUGAUAUGGGGUUAAAACUUGUGUAUUCUUUGGUAGUUUGGACUGUACAUGUAGUUCCUUCAUCAUCAGAAUUUGUUUACCAAAAACCAAAUUCCCUUUGAUACAACUUUGGGAAUAAUAUUACUUGGUAAGUUGUUUGAUGACCCAAAUGUUAAAGUUCCAAAAUUACUUAUGAUCCGGUUUUCAAGACAA